GAUGGAAAAGCUGUAGAGGAGAGACUGUAGAUAUAGAUAUUAGUAGUAGUAGCAAAGAAAGAGGAGAGAGAGGGUGGUUUUCUUGAAUUUUCUCUCUCAUAAAUUCAUAUUUCUUCAUGCCCACCAAGAAAACCCACUGAAGCAAAACAAUCAUCAUGAAACACCCUCUGCACCCAGCACUCUCAAAAAGUAUCAUCUCUCUCCAUCAAAACCUCUCUUCCCUUAAAUUUACUUCUCUUAACAUCAAGUAUCUCUCAACCAAAAUCCCCACUUCCCCAUAACCAUGAAACCUCCUUUCCUUUUCUGUUUAACAUUCUCCUUCUUCUACUUGUUCCAAACAUUCAUACCAGUCCUCUCUACUACUGCUCGGCCUCUUCAACUCCGUGCUCUUCUUUCCCUUAAAUACUCUCUUUUAGACCCUUCAGACACUUUUCGCGACUGGGAUCCUACUAAACCAUCUUCCAAUAAGCCUGGUUUUAAAGGCCCUGUUUGGUGUUCAUGGUCUGGCAUCAAAUGUGACCCAAGAACAGCUCAAAUUAUAGCGCUUGAUCUCUCUCGUCGACGUCUUUCCGGUGUGAUUCCAGAUGAAAUUCGCCACUUGAAUAGUUUGAUUCACUUAAAUUUGAGCGGAAAUGCUUUUGAUGGGCCUUUCCAAUCAAUUAUUUUUGAACUGACUGAGCUCAGGACGGUUGAUAUUAGCCACAACAGCUUUAAUUCAACCUUUCCACCUGGAAUUUCAAAGCUCAAGUUCUUAAGAAUCUUCGAUGCAUACAGCAACAAUUUCACCGGCCCGCUACCAACAGAGUUCGUCUCUCUACGCUCCUUGGAGCGGCUCAACCUCACCGGAAGCUAUUUUGAAGGAGAGAUUCCGGUAGAAUAUGGUAGUUUUUUGAGAUUGAAGUUUCUGGGCUUAGCUGGAAAUUCGUUGGAAGGGCCAGUGCCACAACAAUUAGGACUCUUGAGCCAGCUUGAGCGGAUGGAGAUUGGAUACAAUAUGUUAACAGGGAGAAUACCAGAGGAGUUCGCAUUGUUGACUAAUCUACGGUACCUGGAUAUCUCAGGUUGUUCUCUCUCCGGUAAUCUCACUCAAGAACUUGGAAAUUUAACCAAACUCGAAAUGCUGUUACUUUUCCAGAACCGGUUUACUGGUGAAAUUCCGCUGAGUUUUACAGAUUUAAAAGCUCUAAAGGUUCUUGAUUUGUCUGAUAAUCAACUCACGGGCACAAUUCCAGUGGAAUUUUCAUCUCUGAAAGAGCUAACAAGGCUUAGCUUGAUGAAAAAUCAAUUUAGCGGCGUAAUACCAGAAGGAAUUGGUGAGCUACCGAAUCUUGACACCCUAUGUCUCUGGAACAACUCUUUAACAGGAUUUCUCCCUCAAAAGCUCGGCUCCAAUGGCAAGUUACAGUGGCUAGAUGUGUCGUCCAACUCUCUCAAUGGUCCAAUUCCACCAAAUCUUUGUCAAGGAAACAAGCUAUUCAAGCUCAUACUCUUUUCCAACAAGUUUAUUGGAAGUCUUCCAGAAUCGUUAGCAAAUUGUACUUCUUUAUCCAGGUUCCGAAUGCAAGAUAAUCGACUUAACGGUUCAAUUCCAUAUGGUUUCGGGCUCUUGCGGAAUUUAACUUUCAUGGACCUAAGCAAGAACAACUUCACCGGCGAAAUCCCUCACGAUCUUGGCAAUGCUCAGCAGUUACAAUACUUGAACAUUUCCGAGAACUCGUUCAACAGUAAAUUGCCAACUAACAUAUGGAGCGCGCCGAAUUUACAAAUAUUUUCGGCUAGUUCAAGCAAUCUUACUGGCGAAAUUCCGGAUUUUAUCGGGUGCAGCAACGUGUAUAAAAUUGAAUUGCAAGAUAAUUCGUUGAGCGGCGCCAUUCCUUGGGAUAUUGGCCACUGCUUGAAGCUUCUUUGUUUGAAUUUGAGCCGCAAUUCCCUCAACGGCAUAAUUCCAUGGGAAAUAUCUACGCUUCCUGCGAUCACUGACGUCGACCUUUCUCAUAACUUUCUCACCGGCUCAAUCCCUUCAAAUUUCGACAACUGCACCACUUUAGAGAGCUUCAAUGUGUCCUUUAAUCGCUUAACGGGACCAAUUCCUGGCUCUGGAACGAUAUUUCCGAACUUGCAUCCGUCUUCGUUUUCCGGCAACGAUGGACUCUGCGGUCGCGUUUUAGCCAAACCAUGCGCAGCGGACACGUUAGCAGCCGGCGAAGUUGAGGUCCACCGUAAGCAACAGCCGAAGAAGACAGCCGGUGCAAUCGUAUGGAUCAUGGCAGCCGCUUUCGGUAUCGGGCUAUUUGUCCUCGUCGCUGGUACCAGGUGCUUCCACGCCAAUUAUAGCCGCAAAUUCAACGAGGAGCGCGAGAUCGGACCGUGGAAAUUAACCGCCUUUCAGCGCUUGAAUUUCACGGCUGACGAUGUGCUGGAGUGUCUAUCCAUGACCGAUAAGAUCAUAGGGAUGGGAUCCACAGGUACAGUGUACAAGGCUGAAAUGCCAGGUGGCGAGAUCAUAGCGGUGAAGAAGCUGUGGGGCAAACAUAAGGAGAAUAUCAGACGAAGAAGAGGGGUUUUAGCUGAGGUGGACGUAUUGGGAAACGUGAGGCAUAGGAAUAUAGUGAGAUUGUUAGGGUGCUGCAGCAACAGGGAAUGCACAAUGCUACUGUACGAGUACAUGCCAAAUGGAAAUUUAGAAGAUCUAUUGCAUGGUAAAAAUAAGGGAGAAAAUUUAGUGGCAGAUUGGUUCACAAGGCAUAAGAUAGCACUAGGAGUGGCUCAAGGGAUAUGCUAUCUUCACCAUGACUGUGAUCCUGUCAUCGUGCAUCGCGAUCUGAAGCCUAGUAAUAUUCUGUUGGACGGUGAGAUGGAGGCUAGAGUGGCGGAUUUUGGGGUUGCCAAAUUGAUACAAAGCGACGAGUCAAUGUCUGUAAUUGCCGGAUCUUAUGGUUACAUUGCCCCUGAAUAUGCGUAUACGCUACAGGUUGAUGAGAAGAGUGAUAUUUAUAGCUACGGAGUGGUGUUAAUGGAGAUUAUUUGUGGUAAAAGAUCAGUUGAUGCUGAGUUUGGGGACGGUAAUAGCAUCGUGGAUUGGGUAAGGUCUAAGAUAAAGAGUAAAGAUGGUGUUCAUAACAUUUUGGACAAGAAUGCAGGAGCAUCAAUAGCAUCCGUCAGGGAAGAAAUGAUGCAAAUGCUUAGAAUUGCACUUUUAUGCACUAGCCGGAAUCCGGCAGACCGGCCAUCCAUGAGGGAUGUUGUAUUGAUGCUGCAAGAAGCUAAGCCCAAGAGGAAAUUGCCAGGAAGUGUAGUUAGUGUUGGAGGAGGUGAUGACUUAAUUACUGCUGGUGCACAAAAGCCUACCGUGGAAUGUUAAUAUGAUCAAUUUUACUUUACUGGCUUCACCUUCUUCUUCUCUUUUU
Jatropha curcas is the source of this 3407-nucleotide messenger RNA. It is a transcript of the gene PXY, whose product is annotated as Leucine-rich repeat protein kinase family protein. Gene Ontology annotation, biological process: protein phosphorylation. Lineage: Eukaryota; Viridiplantae; Streptophyta; Magnoliopsida; Malpighiales; Euphorbiaceae. The record is from RefSeq and is a predicted model, not a curated record. Gene Ontology annotation, molecular function: protein kinase activity; ATP binding; receptor serine/threonine kinase binding.